AUGAAUAAAAAGAAACAAAUAAUAACAACAAUUACUUUAUUAUCAUUCAUUAAUUUAUUUUCAAUAGUGAAUGCAAUAAUUAAAGUUAAUCCAGCAAAUCAAUUUUUUAUUGAUCAAUAUAAUAGAGUUCGUUUAUUUCAUGGUGUAAAUGUUGUUUAUAAAAUUCCACCAUUUCAUCCAAGUUUAGAAGGAUUUGAUCCAGUUACAUCAUUUUCAUCACAAGAUAUUGAAAAUUUAGUUGAAUGGGGAUUUAAUGCAGUUAGAUUGGGUGUAAUGUGGCCAGGUGUAGAACCAGUAAAAGAUGAAUAUAAUCAAACCUAUUUAGAUGUAAUGUCAAAAUUAGUUAGUGAGAUGGAAGAUAAUGAAAUUUAUACACUGAUUGAUUUCCAUCAAGAUUUAUUAUCAAGAAAGUAUUGUGGUGAAGGACUUCCAGAUUGGAUAGUAUCCAAUGAUACAAAUGAUAGUUUCCCAUCACCAGUUGCACAUUCAUAUCCAAAGAAUAAUGAAUCCUAUCCAUCAUUAGAUCAAUGUUUAAAUAAAGAUUUUGGAGUAUAUUAUUUUAGUGAAGAUGUGAAUCGUGAAUUUCAAAAUCUUUACGAUAAUGUUAAUGGUGUUCAAGAUAAAUUCAUUGACUACUGGAGACAAGUAGUAAACACAUUCAAAUCCUAUGAUACAGUAUUAGGUUAUGAAAUUAUUAAUGAACCAUGGGGAGGUGAUAUUUACCAAAAUCCAGAGUAUUUGCUUAAAUUGGGUUAUGCAGACUCAAAGAAUCUUUUACCACUAUAUCAAGCAGUGAAUAAUGCCAUUAGAGAAUUGGAUGAUCAACAUUGUGUAUACUAUGAAAAAGCAUUGACUGAUUUGUUUCAUUCUUAUUUCCCAUCUGGUACACCAGGUGGUGUCCAAUACAAUGAUAGACAAGUAUUAUCCUAUCAUAUCUAUUGUGCGACCGACCGUGAUGGUAAUCCACGUCAUGAAUACGUUUGCGACGGAGAAGAUGACAUAUUUCUAGUUAGCGCUAUGAAAGAUUUAAAACAAACUGGUGGAGGUGGCUUUAUGACAGAAUUCGGUGCAGUCUCCAAUGGAACCAAUUCAAUUGAAAUGUUGAAUUACCUAACUGGUUCAGCUGAUAAAUAUUUACAAUCAUGGACUUACUGGCAAUUAAAGUAUUACAAUGAUAUCACUACUGCAGGUUCAACAGAAUCACUCUAUUUACCAAAUGGUGAAUUGGACAUUCCAAAAAUUACAGCCCUCUCUCGUACCUAUGCUCAAGCAAUUGCAGGUGUGCCAUUAUCAAUGUCCUUCAAUCCUGCCAAUAGUGAUUUCUCAUUCUCUUACAACAUCAAUACAACCAUCACUCAACCAACUCAAAUCUAUUUAAAUCAAGAUAUUUAUUAUCCAAAUGGUUUCACUACAAAUAUUAUAACUGGUACUGCUACUGUUUCAAUCCCUCAAAAAAAUUUAAUUUAUAUUUUACCAAAUUCAAAUACAAUUAAUCAAUCAACAAUUACAAUUACAAUUUUAAAAAAAUAA
Molecule: messenger RNA, 1530 nt
Organism: Dictyostelium discoideum AX4
Lineage: Eukaryota; Evosea; Eumycetozoa; Dictyosteliales; Dictyosteliaceae
Exons: 2
Coding region: 1-1530 (509 amino acids)
Biological process (GO): polysaccharide catabolic process
Molecular function (GO): hydrolase activity, hydrolyzing O-glycosyl compounds
Source: RefSeq, a predicted model, not a curated record